AUGGUUACAGUUGAAACUAGGAUUCCAGCACUGAUCAACAAGGCUGGUAGAAAGAAUCAUCAGGAAGGUGGAAAGGAUCCUCAUCAUGAUGACAUUGAUCAGUUGAUUGAGAAGCUUCCAAGGGAGAAAAUCAUGAAUUGGUCAUUGAUCUUACAUGAAGAUGGAUUUUGGUGCCCCGAAAGACUACUUAGACCUCUGAUUUCGUUCCAAAGAAAUUAUGAUUCAAAAGACAACGAUAUUCUCUUAGCAACCAUGCCGAAAUCGGGCACGACAUGGCUGAAAGCACUGGCCUUCAGCAUUGUCAACCGCGACAUUUACUCAGUUUCUCAAAGCCCUCUUCAUACUUCAAAUCCUCACGAGCUCGUGCCUUUCGAAUUCCAACUUGCCGGGCAGAGGAACCGCGAUGAAGGUCGCGACUAUCACGUUUUCGCGACUCACAUGCCGUAUGCUUCACUCCCUGAUUCCAUUUUCAGCUCCAAAUGUAAGAUUGUCUAUCUUUGUAGGAACCCUUUGGAUCAAUUCGUAUCCGAUUGGCAUUUCCAUGAACAAAUGUGUUGGGAUGUGAAGCCGGAAUUUGCCAUAGAAGACGCUCUUGAUUUGUUUCUCCAGGGAAAACAGAAUUACGGGCCCUUCUGGGAACAAAUACAGGGGUACUGGAAUGCAAGCUUGAAGUUCCCUGGAAAGGUGUUGUUUAUCAAAUAUGAGGAUCUUAAGAAGGAUUGCCGUUCAGUAGUGAAAAGAAUUGCUCAGUUCUUACAAAUGCCUUUCGCAGAGGAAGAAGAGAAAAAUGGGUUAGUUGAACAAAUUGUCAAGCUCUGUAGCUUUGAGAGUCUGAGUAACAUGGAAGUUAACAAGCCGGGAAAAUGGAAUGCGAACUUUCGAGUUAGUAACAACGUUUUUUUCAGAAAAGGAGAAGUCGGGGAUUGGAUCAAUUACUUGAACCCGACAUCAGCAAGUCGUGUUGCAAGCCUAAUGAAAGAAAAAUUUGGUGAUUCCGGCCUGACAUUCGAGGGUUAA
Molecule: messenger RNA, 1017 nt
Organism: Oldenlandia corymbosa var. corymbosa
Lineage: Eukaryota; Viridiplantae; Streptophyta; Magnoliopsida; Gentianales; Rubiaceae
Source: the annotation of a GenBank genome assembly